Molecule: messenger RNA, 5127 nt
Organism: Globicephala melas (long-finned pilot whale)
Lineage: Eukaryota; Metazoa; Chordata; Mammalia; Artiodactyla; Delphinidae
Gene: KRAS
Product: KRAS proto-oncogene, GTPase
Biological process (GO): Ras protein signal transduction
Cellular component (GO): plasma membrane
Molecular function (GO): GTP binding; GDP binding; GTPase activity
Source: RefSeq, a predicted model, not a curated record
UAGGCGGCGGCCGCGGCGGCGGAGGCACAGCGGCGGCGGUGGUGGCGGCGGCGGCGGCGGCAGCGGUGGCGGCGGCGGCUCGGCCAGUACUCCCGGCCCCCGCCAUUUCGGACGGGGAGAGAGCGCGGCGCAGGCACUGAAGGCGGCGGCGGGGGCCAGAGGCUCGGCGGCUCCCAGGUGCGGGAGAGAGGCCUGCUGAAAAUGACUGAAUAUAAACUUGUGGUAGUUGGAGCUGGUGGCGUAGGCAAGAGUGCCUUGACGAUACAGCUAAUUCAGAAUCACUUUGUGGAUGAAUAUGAUCCUACGAUAGAGGAUUCCUACAGAAAACAAGUAGUAAUUGAUGGAGAAACCUGUCUCUUGGAUAUUCUCGACACAGCAGGUCAAGAGGAGUACAGUGCAAUGAGGGACCAGUACAUGAGGACUGGGGAGGGCUUUCUUUGUGUAUUUGCCAUAAAUAAUACUAAAUCAUUUGAAGAUAUUCACCAUUAUAGAGAACAAAUAAAAAGAGUUAAAGACUCUGAAGAUGUACCUAUGGUUCUAGUAGGAAAUAAAUGUGAUUUGCCUUCUAGAACAGUAGACACAAAACAGGCUCAGGACUUAGCAAGAAGUUACGGAAUUCCUUUUAUUGAAACAUCUGCAAAGACAAGACAGGGCGUUGACGAUGCCUUCUAUACAUUAGUUCGAGAAAUUCGAAAACAUAAAGAAAAGAUGAGCAAAGAAGGUAAAAAGAAGAAAAAGAAGUCAAAGACAAAGUGUAUAAUUAUGUAAAUACAAUUUGUACUUUUUUCUUAAGGCGUACUUAAGUAAAAGUGGUAAUUUUUGUACAUUACACUAAAUUAUUAGCAUUUGUUUUAGCAUUACCUAAUUGUCUUUCUGCUCCAUCCAUACUGUUAGCUUUUAUCUUGAAUGCUUAUUUUAAAAUGACAGUGGAAACUUUUUUCCUCUAAGUGCCAGUAUUCCCUGAGUUUUGGUUUUUGAACUAGCAAUGCCUGUGAAAAAGAAACUGAACACCUGAGAUUUCUGUCCUGGGGUUUUUGGUGCAUGCAGUUGAUUACUUCCUAUUUUUCUUACCAAUUGUGAACUUGAGUGUGAAACAAAUUAAUGAGCCUUUCAAAUCAUCCCUAUUCUGUGUUUUAUCAAUCAUAUACAUGGAUUAAUUACUAAUUAUAACUUCAGUUGAGAUUUCACGAUUGGUUUUACUGAAGCAUUGAGGGAACACAAAUUUAUGAGCUUCCUGUAGAUUCAUCUUGUAGGUUUCAUGUCCUGUAGUUUCAGUUACCCUUAAAGAAUGUAAAGGUACACUGUUCACAAAGGUUUUCUCCUUCUUUCCACUGCUAUUUGUCAAUGGUCACGUUCCCCCAAAUAUUAUAUUUUUUCUAUAAAAAGGGAAAAAAUUGAAAAAAAUACAAGGCAAUGGAAUAUUAAAAGGCCAUUUACUUUCUACAUUAGGUGAAUUCCUAUAAUACUCUGAAUAGCUUUUCCUGUUAAGGCAAACCCAGAAUGUAAUGAGGAUUAUAAACAACCAUUUUGGGGCUAUAUUUACAUGCUACUAAACUUUUGUAAUAAUUGAAAAAAAUUUAACAUGUAUUGAAUUACAAAAAUUCUCAUAGGAAUUAAAUAUAGUCUCCCCGUGUCAGACUGCUCUUUCUUAGCAUAAAUCUUUUCUUGAACUUCAGUCUUUGAAAGUAGUUUUAAUUCUACUGGUAAUGAUGUUAAAAAUUAUUUGGUCCAGUUAGCUUAGUAGGUGUUACGGAGACCAAGGUGGAAAGGCCAGGCCUUGUGUGAGCUUUGAGCUUCACUGAGAGUUUCACAGUAUGGACUGCAUCCCUAUGGUCUUCCAAUGUUGUCAUGCCUUGGCUGGUCAAAAAUGGGGACUGGGAGAGAGUUUGGAUAGCUCAGCAGGGUACAUUCUCACUAUGUGGUAGUCCUACUCAGGAACGUCACUUUUGUUAAAACGAAACGAAACUUUAAAAAAACAUUAUUUUUAAAUGAGGUUUUAGGGUGGGGUGGCAAGAUUUUAAUUUUUUUAAAACAAAAUGAAUAAGUUUCAAAAUCUUGAGUAUUGGCUAGUUCUCUUAACACUGGCUAAAGUAACACUUUACAAGUCUGGUCCAUAAUUAAGAAUAUCUAAUGCUUAUAAAAUAGAUAAAUUAAUGUUAAAAUGAUUCUUUCAAUGCAUUUAAAACGUUAACUUAUUUUAAAAUAUUUGAACUGAGAUGGUGUGUUGAGGUGAAAAUAUCACUGGACAAGGAGGAAGGUGACUUAGUUUCUAGUUAUGUGUCUUUCAUAACUCCAAUUUUAGGCAAAUCACUUACUAUCCAUUUCUUCAUGUUAAAAGAAGUCAUCUCAAAGGCUGUAUCUAGCAUUAUAACUAUGUGAUUUACAUUCAGUUUACAUAAGGAUAUACCUAUUUGUCAGUCUCAGCACAAUCUGUAACUUUUUACCUGUGUUAUCAUCUUCAGUGCCAGUCUUAGGCAAAAUUGUGCAAGAGGUGAAGUUUAUUUCUGAAUAUCCAUUCUCCGCUUUCAGGACUUCUCCCAUAUUAGUGUCAUCUUGCCUGCCUACCCUUCUACAUGCCCCAUGACUUGAUGUUUUUUCUUUUAAUACUUCUCAUUCCCCUAACCUCAAAGAUUUAUUGCUGCUUUGGAUAUCUCCAUGAAGGCUUCCCAUCAAGUCACAUCAAAAUGCCCUACAUCUUACUUCCUCAGGCUCAGCAUAAUCCAACAGAUGCUAUAAUGGAAUUUGACCUAAGAGUUAAUUUUCAGGUGGUGGCUGUAGCAAUUUAAUCUUGAUCCUUUGAACAUCAUCUCUUUGCUGCCUGGUCCAUCAGGGACAAAGUAGGAAUUUUCAUACCUGCUAUGAGGAGUCAGAUCCCUAUCCAGUGGAAUGAGAAUUUAACAAAGGUAGUGCUGAAAGAAUUCCUUAUGUAAUCUACAACGAGGACUAGCCCUGCUAAUGAUACAUUCCAUUGUUUUAAAAGCUAAAAUUUUGCAAUGAAAGAUACUUUAAAAUUUAUUCAUAAAUCUUACUCUUUAGCAGAAUUCAUUUAUUCAACAAAUAUUUGAGUGCCUUCUAGAUGCCAGGCACUACACAAGGCACUGGGGAUAUUAGAGUAUCCUCAGACAAGGGACAUAAUCCCUGUCCUUAGGUAGUGCUUAUAUUCUAGAGCAGUCUAUAUUUUAGUGAGGCAUCUGGUACAUGACCCAGAUAUAAUGCAUAUUGUAGUUUUGCAAAGAAGUGAUUUGGUCUCUAAGCUAAGUUUCUUCCAGUUCUGAAAUAAUUGUUUUGCUCUGAUUCCAAUGUAACUGUUUAAUCAAGCUACUUUUUAAAAUUAAAUUAGUUUACUUCGUUGUUUUAAAGGAGUAAAAUUUGAAUAUUGUUUUUUAUUUGACAUAAUGAUGUGAUUCUAUUGGGACAAUUAUAGUACCAAUUAAAUUGUAUGUCAGAUAAUGUUAAAAUUCCCUUGUGUUUAGUAUGGUCUCUUUGUAUAAGUAAUUAAAAUAGACUUUAAAAAUUAAACAUUGAAUUCUAAAAUAGUUGUUUAUCUGGGUAAAAAUAAACAGAUGCCAGACCUAAUUCACAGAAAAGGAAACUUCUAUGUAAAAAUCAAUAUGAUUUCUGAGAUGCUGUACUAAACUACAAGUUUAUGGAACAUUAUCUAGUUAGGGUGUUUACACUUAUAUAGUACCUCCUCUUGUUUCCACACAAGAGAAAGAAAUGGCCAUACUUCAGGAAUUGCAGUGUAUAACUGAGGGGAUUUUUAGGACUCUUGAAUUUUUGAUGUAGCUGGGCAAUUUUUUUAUGGCAGUGGUAAUUAUCCUUUAUUAUGUGAAUUUUGAAUGGUUUAAUAAAAUGUUUUUGUAGAGAUUUUAAAAGGGGAGAGAUAAUCCUAGAAAUAACAAAUGUUAUCUAAUUAUUAUAGCCUUAAAGAUAAAAAUCCUUGUUGAAGUUGAAAAAAAUUGCUAAAUUACAUAGGUUUAGACAUUAACAUGUUUAUGGAAAAAUGUAGCAGAAGUAUGUAGUAAAAUUCGAGUGAAUAUCUCCAAUUAGGAAUUCUAGGUUCCAUUUUAACUGAGUCACACUGCAUAGGAAUUAGAACCUAACUUUUAUAGGUUAUCAAAAUCUUAGCCACCAUUGCACAAUUUUGUCCUAAAAUAUGUAGAAACUUUGUGAGGCAUGUUAAGUUGCAGUUUGCACAAGUUCAUCUCAUUUGUAUUCCAGUGAUUUUUUUUUCUUCUAUCCAUUUUUUCUAAACAAUAUAUACACAUUUAGGUUUUUUUGUAGGCAGUAAGAAUUAUCUGCCAUUUCCAUUUGCCAAAAAGUAAUAAUUUCUUGAUGAUUAUGUAUUAAUGAUUUUUAACAACCCAUUAGUUAUUUUAAAGCUGAACUUAUAUUUAAUAACUUUGGUGUUGAUAUUGGGUAGCAUGAAAUCUGCAUUGAGAAAUUGAACAGCAUAAAUUGAACAGCUGUAAAUUCCUUCAGAAAAUGAAAUUUCUUUCUUUCUAAAGAUACAUUCAUAUCAGUUCUUUAAAAAGAGUUGUAACUAGUAACACUUGUUUUAGUUUAAUAGUUUUAAGUGCCUGUUUGGGAUGAUAAUAGGCAAUUUUUAGAUGAAUUUAGGAAAAACAAAGUUAUUACCUACAGAAGUGUCAAUUACAGAAGGUCCCCUUCCCUAUAGAGAGCUAAAUGGGUUAUGUAAUGUUUUAUACAAAAAUUUCCAAUUCCACUGUCUUGUGUUUUCCUGUUGAAAAUACUUUUGCAUUUUUCCUUUGAGUGCCAAUUUCUUACUAGUACUAUUUCUUAAUGUAACAUGUUUACCUGGAAUGUAUUUUAACUAUUUUUGUAUAGUGUAAACUGAAACAUGCACAUUUUGUACAUUGUGCUUUUUUUUUUUGUGGGACAUAUGCAGUGUGAUCCAGUUGUUUUCCAUCGUUUGGUUGCGCUGACCUAGGAAUGUUGGUCAUAUCAAACAUUAAAUUUAAAAAUGACCACUCUUAAUUAAAAUUAACUUUUAAAUGUUUAUAGGAGUAUGUGCUGUGAAGUGAUCUGAAAUUUGUAAUAUUUUUGUCAUGAACUGUACUGCUCCUAAUUAUUGUAAUGUAAUAAAAAUAGUUAUGGUGACUAUCA